UACAUCCAAUUCAUAUUUCAACUUUUACUUUUUAUAAGUGCGUAAAUAAUAAGCAAACGUGAUUUUAAAAAAUUCAAAUUCCAUUGUUCGUUCUAGCUGCUUUCAGUUGUUCUAGUACUUUAACUUAAGGUUACUUUAACUUAAGGUUUUUAACUAUAUUUAUAGUUUUGACACUUUAUAAACAAAUACUAAUACACAUAAUAAACCAAUAAUAAAAAUACCUAAAACAGGUGUUAGUAUCACACGCCAUCACUUCACUAAAUUAUAAAUAUGGAAAUGUUUUUAUACACGGUUUUCUUAAAGACCUAACUUGACUGUAAUCUCACUUUAUCACGCUUAAAUACAGUUAGGUCACCAUUUAACAGUUUGGACCAGCAUGUAUAAUAAAAGCAUGUAAAACAACAAUAAAUGUGUAAGAUUAAUCAGAAGGGGAAAAGAGACAAAAUAAACAAAGUAAUAAUGAAAUAUAAUAAAACCGGACUCAUCAACAUAAAGAACCUUUGUAGCUCACAAAAAUGCAACAAUAUUAAUAACAGAAAGUUGUUUUACGUGUAUGUGUACACAUACACACAAUGUGUACAUAUAUUACAAUUUUAGGUUUCAUAUACAUGAUGUAUAUUAUUAUUAUUAUUAUUUCCAAGUCUUCGAAAUGUAUUUUCUUUUAUCUAACACAAACAGUUGCCCAUUUUGGAUGACUGAUAUACUUACUAUUUCAACCCCUUCAUGUUGAUGAGUCUUCCAUAGCGCACCUUUAAUACAAACAGUAAAUCACGCGAGAUUUCACGGUGAGCGAAUUGUGGCCCCGAGUGUACCGUUGAGCGGAGUUGUUGACGGAGAGGGAGGAGGAAAGCAUUGAGCGGAUAAAGAUAAGGCUGCAUUGAAGGAAACAACAUUAAAGUAGGGGGAAAUACAGUAAAUAACCAUGGCGUCAGGGGAUACCCUAUAUAUAGAGACGGACGGUUCGGAAAUGCCAGCGGAAAUAGUGGAACUGCAUGAAAUCGAAGUAGAAACAAUCGAAACCACGGUUGUUGGGGAAGACGGUGAACACCAGCCUAUGAUCGCCUUACAGCCUCUAGACACAGACGAUCCGAACUCGAUGCACCCGCACCAGGAGGUAAUAUUGGUGCAAACCCGUGAGGAGGUGGUAGGUGAGGACGAUUCCGAAUUGCAUACAGAUGACGGCUUUGAGGAGCAGAUCCUCAUACCGGUGCCCGCCGUGGAGGAGGACUUUAUUGAACAGACUCUGGUCACUGUGGCCGGGAAAAGCUCGUCGACGGGCCGAAUGAGGAAGACUGGAACUGGGAAGAAAACAGGCAAAAAGAGCUACUUAAGCACAGGAGAAAUGGGCCGAAAGUGGGAGCAGAAGCAGGUCCAAAUAAAAACUCUGGAAGGGGAGUUCUCAGUCACUAUGUGGGCUUCGGACGACAAGAAGGACAUAGACCACGAAGAACAAAUCACAGGAGAGAACUCACCUCCAGAUUAUUCCGAGUACAUGACUGGGAAGAAGCUGCCUCCAGGGGGCAUCCCAGGUAUCGACCUGUCUGACCCAAAACAGUUGGCAGAAUUUGCACGAAUGAAGCCAAAAAAGGUAAAAGAAGACGACGCUCCCAGGACGAUAGCGUGUCCACACAAAGGAUGUACCAAAAUGUUCAGGGACAAUUCAGCCAUGCGAAAGCACUUACACACCCACGGCCCUCGUGUGCACGUCUGUGCUGAAUGUGGCAAAGCUUUCGUGGAAAGUUCAAAACUCAAGAGGCAUCAACUUGUUCACACAGGAGAGAAACCUUUCCAGUGCACAUUCGAGGGCUGCGGCAAACGAUUUUCUCUGGACUUUAACCUGCGCACGCAUGUGCGCAUCCACACUGGAGAUCGCCCGUACGUGUGCCCGUUUGACGGCUGCAACAAAAAGUUUGCCCAGUCCACCAACCUGAAGUCUCACAUCCUCACACAUGCCAAAGCCAAAAACAACCAGUGAAUCUCAGCGGACUCAGGUUUUAAGGACAACUAUGUCAACAGGAACACAAACAAACACACACACCGGACUCGGGCGAGGAGCCGUCCUGUGGCCUGCUUCAUCAGAACUCACCAUAGACGAGUCAAACUGCUAGAACACGACCUUUUGUCUGACUUUUUGAUACGAGGAAGGUCUAAACAAGGACGUCAUGAACCCGGCACCCUCAGGCCUUCGACCCAACCUUGACGCUACCUGAACAGAACAGUGACAGGUUUCCUCCUGUGAACAUGAUAAUCCACAGAUCUUUAAACUUAUUUAUACUUUAACACCGCUGGUUAACAGAUUUUUUGCAGUACAACUCAUAUUUACAAACACCUUACGCAGUGACACCGUUUCAAUUUUGUACGUUUCCCUCUUCAAGUGUGCAUAUUGUACACGGCAUAAACUCUGUGGUGAUGAUGGUAGUGAGGCUGUCCUGUGUGUUUUUACCCCAUCUGGUCUUCUUAUUUGGGAGUUUGUAUCCAGGACUGAUGGGCUGCUUUUGGCAUAUUUUCAUUUUGUACAAAGGAAAGGCAGAUUCGUGUAGAUAGUGGUGUAAUUUUUCAAUAGCAAUCACUGAAUAAAAUGUUUCCCCCCCCCCUUGCACUAUCAACACA
Cynoglossus semilaevis (tongue sole) is the source of this 2610-nucleotide messenger RNA. Its product is annotated as transcriptional repressor protein YY1-like. Gene Ontology annotation, molecular function: DNA-binding transcription factor activity, RNA polymerase II-specific; RNA polymerase II cis-regulatory region sequence-specific DNA binding. The record is from RefSeq and is a predicted model, not a curated record. Gene Ontology annotation, cellular component: chromatin; transcription regulator complex; PcG protein complex. Bases 923 to 1975 code for a protein of 350 amino acids. Gene Ontology annotation, biological process: regulation of transcription by RNA polymerase II. The transcript has 6 exons. Lineage: Eukaryota; Metazoa; Chordata; Actinopteri; Pleuronectiformes; Cynoglossidae.